UCUUUUUAAUGCUUUGCUUAGUAACCGGGAUCCUUGUGAGAACCUGGUUUGGGAGUCUGUGUUCUGCCGACUACGGGCAUCUUUGGAAGGAAACCUAGACACAUAAGAAGCACGAAAUGGUCUCCUGAGGUGACACUGGCCACAGACACCAACACAGACCCCAGCUGCAGCUGGACUACAGACCCAGACAUGGUCCUUGGCAGCAACUUAGGCCCAGAUGACAUCCUGGCUCUGCAUGGAAGGAAUGGCCAACCAAGAGCCAGUGACCUUUGAGGAUGUGGCUGUGAACUUUACCUUAGAAGAGUGGGCUUUGUUGGAUUCUAGUCAAAAGAAGCUCUACAGUACUGUGAUGAAGGAAACAUUUUUGAACCUGAUCUCCAUAGAGAAAGCACUAGAAGAAAAUACUGAAGAGGACUACAAAGAUCUCAGCAGAAAUACAGGAACUCAGGUGACUGAGAAAGACUGUGAAUACAAAUGUGAUAGUGACUGUGAUAAAAACCAGGAAUCUAUUCCAGAGAAUAUUGUCAAUAAAGAUAUACCUCCUGGAGUAAGAGUUCAUGGAAGUCCAUUGCAUGUAAGAAAUGUCAUUAGUUAUUCAUCCUCACAUGGAUAUGUCAGAGACCAAACUAGAGGGAUACCAUCUCUAUGUAAGGAAGCUAUGAGAAAAGCUUUUACACAUCAGAAACAUCGGAAAGAUAUCAGUCAUUUUGAAUCUCUUCAGGUACUUGAAACUCUUAAAGAGAAACCCUAUAAAAACCAAAAAUGUCAUGAGACCUCUAGGAAUCUCCCUUUUGAUCAGCCUCAGAAAAGAACUCACACUGGAGAUAAACUCAAAGAGAAUGACUUAAUGAGAGACACAUAUGGCCAAAAUGAUGAAGGAAUCCAUAAAGAAGUAAAACCCUUUGUAUGUAAACUCUGUGAAGAAUCUUUCAUUGAUUCCAGUGAUCUUAUCAACCAUAGUACAAGUCAUAUUGGAGAGAAAAGGUACAUGUGUAGGCAACGUGGCAAAACAUUUAAUUAUGCAAAAUGUUUUGAAAACCAUGAAGUAAUUCACAAAGGAGAGAAGCCUUAUGCUGAUAAAUAUUUUGGAAAAGCCUUCACACAGUUCAAUUAUCAUAAUAGCCAUGAAAGCAGUCACAUUAGACAGAAGCCUUAUGCAUGCAAGCAUUGUGGGAAAGCCUUCACCAGUUCCACUUACCGAAACAUUCAUGAAAGAAUUCAUACUGGAGAAAAGCCUUAUGUGUGUAAGUAUUGUGGAAAGGCCUUCACCAGUUCUGCUCAUCGUAAUAUUCAUGAGCGAAUUCACAGUGGAGAAAAACCUUAUCCGUGUAGACAUUGUGAGAAAGCCUUUAGUGACUUAAGUCGUCGGAACAGACAUGAACGGAGUCACACGGGAGAGAAUCCUUAUGCAUGUAGGCAUUGUGAAAAGGCCUUCAGUGACUCCAGUCGUCGGAACAGACAUGAAAGGAUUCACACUGGAGAGAAGCCCUAUACAUGUAAGUAUUGUGGGAAAACGUUUACCAAUUUCACUUCAUGUAAAGUUCAUGAAAGAAUUCACACUGGAGAGAAGCCUUAUGCCUGCAAGCAUUGUGGAAAAGCCUUCACCUGCUUCAGUCAGAUGAACGUUCAUGAAAGGGUUCACAGUGAAGAGAAGCCUUAUGCAUGUAAACAUUGUGGAAAAACCUUCAAAACUACUGCUUGUCGAAACUUGCAUGAAAAAAUUCACACUGGAGAGAAAGACUUUGUCUGUAAAACAUGUGGGAAACUGUUCAUUCAGUCUAGUGAUCUUAAGAAGCAUGAAAGAGUUCACUCAAAAGACAAGCCUUAUACAUGUAAGCAUUGUGGAAAGGCCUUCAGUGACUCCAGUAGUUGUUGCAGACAUGAAAGGCGUCACACCGGAGAGAAGCCUUAGACAUGUAAGCCUUGUUGAAAAACCAAUUUCUGUUUGUAUAAGGCUCUUGAAAUAGUCCACACUGGAGCGAAACCUUAUGCGUGUAAGGUUUACACGCUCAAGUCAUCUGAACAUUCAUGAAAUGAUUCACACUGGACAGAAGCCAAAUGCAUGUAAACAUUGUGGAAGAACCUUCAACACUUCUACUUGGUGUAACUUGCAUGAAAAAAAAAACCACACUGGAGUCAAACCCUUUGUGUGUAAAACGUGGGAAACUUCAUUCAGCCUAGUGAUUUUAACAAGCAUGAAAUAGUUAACUCAAAAGACAAGCCUUAUUUGUGUAAGGAUUGUGGAAAAGGCUUCAGCUGCUCUGGUGAUCUUAACAGACUGAAAUGCUGUUCAUGUCUGUUAAGCUUCACACUAGUUGGUAGCCUAAUGCUGGUAAGCUUUGUGGGUAACCUUCAUUAUUUCUACUUGGCACAAAAGUAAUAAAAACAUUCGCACUAGA
This is a messenger RNA of Onychomys torridus (southern grasshopper mouse), 2399 nucleotides long. RefSeq names its product zinc finger protein 14-like. Gene Ontology annotation, biological process: negative regulation of transcription by RNA polymerase II. Bases 218 to 1912 code for a protein of 564 amino acids. Gene Ontology annotation, molecular function: DNA-binding transcription repressor activity, RNA polymerase II-specific. The record is from RefSeq and is a predicted model, not a curated record. The transcript is spliced from 5 exons. NCBI's taxonomy places the organism in Eukaryota, Metazoa, Chordata, Mammalia, Rodentia, Cricetidae.